GCAAAACAAAAACAGCACGAAGAGUGUGAACACGUGAAGCAGCUGUUUGUCGCAUUGCGAUAGCGUCGUAUUUUUCCGUUACACGCAACUCAAACUUACUUUUUUAGUUUGCUGUAUUCGCCUUGGCUACUAGUAUAAGUGCCAAGAAAGAAGCGUGCUACACGUGUAUUUGUCAAGUAGGAUUUAUUCUCCUCGCGGCUGGUCAAUUUCGUCCGCGUCUAGAUUUCUUGCUCGAAAAAAAUGUCAUCUUCCCCCUCGGAAGUGAAGCCUAAGCCGCCCCCGAAACCGAUGUCCGAGAUUCUGGAAAAUGCGGGCAAAAGAUAUGGCCCGCUCAAACGUUACAAUCUCAAACGUUACAAUAGAAUCUGGAAAUCUGUGAUGCAAGAAGUGCGUGAUCUAUUCUAGUCCCACAGGAUUGCGCAUGACAAGUUUCGGAGCCCCAAGCCGCACUAGAAUCUGGCGAAAUUUGUAUUGUAGAAAGUGGAACGCUCUGCGAGUCUGUCAUGUUCGUCAUGCAAUAUCUAUUGUAACGUUUGAGAUUGUAACAUUUGAGCAGGUUAUAAAAGAGCGCUCGGCGGUGGGCUCGCGGGGUCAGCGGCAAUGGUGGUGCAAGUCACAACCCUGAUGUGGAUCCGGACCAUCAUGAACUACCAGUACCAGUGUUGAUAAUGUGCAGGAUUAAAUUCGCGCACGUGAAUUUGAUUUGAUUGCAGGAUCAUGAAUCGGAUAUAUCAGACAUCCUAUUUUUCAAGCCACUGCUGCACAUCGCAACUGGUAUUGCUGUAGAUUUAUUUUCGACAUGACACCGCUAUGAACUACUGCAGGUACCGCUACGGCAUGUCGCUGCGGCAGGCGUCCUCGACACUGUAUGCGGAAGGAGGGAUCAUACGGUUCUACCGGGGUUACUUUGCCGCAAUAGCGCAGGGCCCGCUGUCUCGAUUUGGUGACACAGCAGCGAACGCCGGUGUUUUGGCAGUGCUGGAUGCAAACGAAUCGACCGCAAGCUUACCCUCAGCGGUUAGACAUUUAGAUUUUUUUGUCCUGUGCAUAAGCAAUUUGAUCAUCGAGGAGUGCCUGGACGAUCACAGUAUGCUUCUGAAUUAUAUCUGUCUCCAGCCAACAAAAUCACUCUCAUAGGUGAAAACCAUCGGUGCCUCUGGCAUGGCAGCAUCCUGGCGGAUUGUGAUCACCCCAAUAGACACAGUGAAGACCAUUAUGCAAGUCGAGGGACGCUAUCAACUGUAAAAGUGUCUGGGUCUGGAGCAAUCCAACUUGUCAUGCUGAUUUUGGAUUCUAAAAAAAUAUGUAUUGCAUGAGCAGCAAAGAGACUCCAAGUUUUGCUACACGAAAAGAGCAUUUGUCAUGCGGUAUAGGCAUCAGGAAGCCCUCACAAGAUGUGUGAUGCUAGGGCAUGCAUCACAGACAUCAGGAGUCAUGCAAAAUGCGCAUGACAAACCUGGCAAUCUUCCAGACCCAGACAUUUUUGCAAUCCAUAGCCGUCCCGGUCUUGACAUUCUCUUCGCGAAGGCACGAUAUGGAUUGCAAAAGUGUCUGGGUCUGGAAGAUUGCAACUUGUCAUGCUAAAUCCGAAUCAUGCAGAAAUCUGUGUUGCAUGAGUGCCAAAAGCUGUCCACUUUCGACCAAGUUUGGAGGGAGUUUCUCAUGCAGGAUAGGCAUGGCAGAGACCUCACAGACUCUGUCAUGCUAGGUCCCGCAUUCCAGACCUCAUGGGUCAUGAAAAACCUGCAUGACAAGUUUGCACUCUUCCAGACCCAGACAUUUUUGCAUUUGAUACACGAGGCAAAGGACCAACUGUCUUUUGGCACGGGGCCUUGGCGGCGUCGGCCGCAACUUUUGCGGGUAUAUUAACAGAUCUAGAGUCAUCUAUGUUCUUGCAAGGAUUAAGUUCUUGCAAGGAUAGUAGUUUCUUUUCUUUUCCCAGGACAACUCUUUUUCAGCAUUUGAUUUUUGCAUCCGAAGUUGUUCCUACUCAAAUAAUAAAACAAUCACGAAAACAAGAACAACGAACACAGGUCACUACCCGUGGUUUGCGACCUACAAUACGCUGCAGACGGUUAUCCCCAAGUACGACGACGUGCUCUGGCAGAAACUCGGUCGGAACGCCGGCAUUGGGUUCGUUUCCUCCGUUAUUUCCGAUACCGUCUCGAACAGUUUACGUGUAGUGAAGACGUACCGGCAGACCAACCCGGAGCCGAUCUCCUACAUGGAAACCGUUAACAGGGUCGUGGAGAAGGACGGAUACGCCGGGUUGUUUGGACGCGGGUUGAAGACCCGGAUCCUCGCCAACGGGAUGCAGGGUCUCAUGUUUUCUGUCAUGUGGAAAAUGUUCGACGACGAAUUGAAGAAACGGGACUUCUUCAAGGCCGCGAAGUAGAAACAAGAAACUCGAGAAGGAACAGCAUCGAUGAACCAGAAGCAAAUUAUACUGUACUUGGUUUGAUGAUAUAAUCGUGUGCAGAUGAACCUAGUACAGUGUGUUGUCUUCAGAAGUAUGCAAUCACGAGCAGCGUGAGGACUCUUGUUGUAAAAGGUCGCUAUGUGGAGAUGCUUGGUCGCAUGGAACUCACCAAGCACUGCUGCAUAGCCUGACCAAUAUUAAAUCUUGCUAGGUACAACUUGAUGUACCGCUGCGGUUGACGAUUUCUUGGUUAUGAUGUGUAUUUUAGGUGGCUUGUUGAACUCCAAUGAGGUCGUCUGUGUAAUGUUUUGGAACUCCUUUUCAUGCCACCCAGUGGUUGUGUUUAUCGCUAUAAUGAUUGAACGCGAGUCGCGUGAUUAGUUUUUUUCUGCUUUUGGAACAACAACGCUUCGAACAUAUUGGCAUUCAGAACGGCAUAACAGCAACUGCGCCACAGUUGCAACUUUUCAGAUGACGGAAUCCGACAAAACUCCAAGUCGACGCAAUAUCUACUUUUGAACCAGGUACUCGAGCAAAAAU
Molecule: messenger RNA, 2959 nt
Organism: Amoebophrya sp. A120
Lineage: Eukaryota; Dinophyceae; Syndiniales; Amoebophryaceae
Source: the annotation of a GenBank genome assembly